This is a messenger RNA of Arachis ipaensis, 1415 nucleotides long. NCBI's taxonomy places the organism in Eukaryota, Viridiplantae, Streptophyta, Magnoliopsida, Fabales, Fabaceae. The record is from RefSeq and is a predicted model, not a curated record.
AUGUUGUCGCUGUCCGAGAAGCUGCUUUGGUCACAGAAACCAUCACCGGAGCUUCUGCAGUUUGAUUCAGUCUUUAAUCCUUUCUCACGGAGAGAUUUGAGAAGGGGAGGGGGAGGUCUGGAAGAAAGAAGGCAGGGGAGGCCUUGUCACCGUCGAUCCACCGCCCAGGAACUCGCCGCCGCCACUGCGCAUUUCUGCUGCGGCCUAAUUGUGUCGCCGCCGACCGUGGAACUGCCGCCGAUUUGUCGCACGAGGAGCCGCCGUCCUUGCUCGUCGUUCCCCUCGGAGUCGUCACCGUCGAGGGCCAGCAGAGGGAGAGAGAGCGACCGCGAGCCAGGUUCACCACCGAGGAGAGGGGCUUGUGCCGUCGCCUCUGGAUCCGUCACCGCCACUGUUCUCUCCGCCAUUGCCGAGUCUGACCCUGCGCCUUGCCGUCGUCGUGUUGCUAUUAAGGGAGAAGGGAGCGCGAACGACAGCCAUGGACAGAGAAGAGAGCUCGCAUGCAGAGGAGGUGAAGUCGUCGCUAUCACCAUCGCGUGUGGAGUCACCGCCGUGCCCAACCGUCGUCGCCGCCGUUCCUCCACCGUCGCCGAAGGUCCAUCACCGCAACUGAAGCCUCUGCCUUCACAAGACGUGCGCCGCUGCUGUGAGUUUCUCCUGCCGUUUGGUUCUGAUUCGGUGGGAAUCCAUUGCGCCAGAUCUAUCCUAAACUAUCCCAAGUGGUUCACACUAAUUUUGUUCUUACCAGUGAGGAUCGCCGGAGCUGCGACUAUGCUGCUCCUGGUUCCUUGCUAUGCGGUAAGUUGUUUUUGCCUCAAAAACUCCUUUGAUACUGUUCUGUUAUAGAUUAGUGAGUUUUACGCGACGUUAAUGUUUUAGGGUUCAACUAUGCUCUUGUGUGCUGUGCUUAGAGACUGUGAUUGCUGGGAAAUGAUCGGAUUUGAUUAUGCCACUGUGAAAUCAGAGUUUUAAGGGUUUUGUCACGUAAUUAAGUUGCGAACAAGGUAGGGGUUUUUCUUAAAUUCUAUUUUAUAUUACAGAGUUGUUAUAAAUAGAUAUUAAAGUGAGAAACAUAAGUCUAUGAUUAUGAUUCUCCUAUAAAUGUGGCUGUUUGCUGGACUGAAUGACUGAUUGCUUAAUUGCUUGAGUAGUUUGUGAUUGCUGAAAAGAAAUUACUUUGAAAGGUUAUUUAGUUGAUUAUUAGGAAAAAAUGGCUUCCUUGGUUUUUAAGCUAUUUUUGAUAAUGUAAACAAAUCGGCUUUGGAAAUGAUUUGGAAUAUGAAACUGAAUUAAUUUUGGAAAUGGUUUAAUUUUGAGUUAGUCUGACUUUAUAAACGAUUUAGUAUUUGAGCUAGUUUGAUUUUAAAAAGAGAUUUAUUAUUGGCACUGAUUCGCUUUGAAAAUUAUUUGAUAUU